Mangifera indica (mango) is the source of this 1757-nucleotide messenger RNA. RefSeq names its product UDP-N-acetylmuramoyl-tripeptide--D-alanyl-D-alanine ligase-like. Gene Ontology annotation, biological process: cell wall organization; biosynthetic process. Gene Ontology annotation, molecular function: UDP-N-acetylmuramoyl-tripeptide-D-alanyl-D-alanine ligase activity; ATP binding. Lineage: Eukaryota; Viridiplantae; Streptophyta; Magnoliopsida; Sapindales; Anacardiaceae. The record is from RefSeq and is a predicted model, not a curated record.
CAACGCCUUCAUCAAUUCUCUUUCUUACUAGAAAAAAACAUCUUCAUACACACUAAGAAUCACAUUCACACUUCCCUAAAUACCUCUCAGCAUACUUCAAAUUCACCGAUUUGGACUGCCACUGAGAUAGCUGACUCUGUCAAUGGCAAAUUACUCAAAAGGUGUCCUCCAGGCAUCAUUUGUACGGACACCAGAGCCUUACAACCUAACACAAACCAGUGGUUUUUUGCCAUCACAGGCCAACACUUUGAUGCUCAUGACUUCAUUUCUCCCCAGUUGUAUGGUAAAGGCUGUGUUGGCGUCAUUGGGAACCGUGUAUGCGAGGGCUGGGACAAGGGUUUUAUUCGAAUUGAAGGGAAUGGCAAUAUUAACACUGUUGAUUCAUUGAUAAAUAUGGCUUCUUAUGCAAGAAAUAAGUGGUUUAAUGGUGUUUUAGUUGGGGUUACCGGGAGUGUAGGAAAAAGUACAACUAAGAGUAUGAUAGCUUUCGUUCUUGAGAGUUUAGGAGUUAAUGUCUUCAAAAGUUAUGUGAAUUGGAAUAACAGAGUUGGUGUUGCUUUAAGUUUGAUUGGGAUGUUUAGGAAUGUUGAUAUUGCCGUUUUGGAGAUGGGAAUGAGUAAAAAGGGGGAGAUAUUGGAGCUAGCAAGGAUGACAAGACCAGACAUAAGGAUGGUUUUGAAUGUGGGUGCUUCGCAUUUGGAGAGUUUGGGGAGUUUAGAGGAGGUAGCAAUGGCCAAAGGUGAGAUAUUUAGGGAAGCCAAGUUGGGGGAUGUCUAUGUAUUGAAUGCUGAUGAUCCUCUUGUUUCAGCCCUUCCAGUGCCCCAUGGUGUUAGGAAGGUGUUGUUUGGCCAGAGAAUGGGGUGUGAUGUUCGUUUGGUUGCAGCUGAAACUGCAGAUGAAGGUCUUGGAGUUCGAGUUGUUUUGGACAAAGAGAAAGAGAUGUAAUUGUUCAUGGUGAAAUUUGUGAUUCCUAGUCCAGGUCUGCAUUUGGCCCUCGAUGCAUGUGCAGCAGCAGUGGCAACUCUCUUUGGGCUUUCUCUUGCUGAAGUUGGAAAAUCUUUUUCGAAAUUUGUUCCUGUGCAGAGGUCAGAGCUUCAAGUUGCCAGUAAUGGCAUCAAGAUAGUCAAUGAUGCUUACAAUGCCAAUCCCAUGAGCACCAGAGCUGCCAUUGACUUGCUAAAAAGUAUUGCUUGUGAUGGUAAAAGAGUCGCUGUUUUAGGCGACAAGUUGGAACUUGGCUCAAUCAAGACAGAGUCUCAUGAGGAAAUAUUAAGUUACUGUUGUGAUUCCAAUAUUGAUUUAGUUGGCCUUGACAGAUUUCUUACAGCAGCAAAGAAUAUGAAUCUAAAUAGAGUCAAAAAAAUUGUACAUACCAAUGAUGCUGAAGUCCUUGCGCAGAAAAUUGUGAAGAGAUUAAAAUUUAAUGAUGUUAUUCUGAUGAAAGGUAGUCGUGCAAUGCAGAUGGAAAAAGUGGUCGAUGCAGUUAAUGAAAUGGAUAUAUACAUUCCACCACAAGAGUUAUGAGAAGGGCUUUGAAACUUCAUUUAGGUCUGGCUCUUUCCUGUUUUUGUUACUAACAUUUCAUUGGCAUGAUAGUUCUCUGGGUUGGCUCUGACCAGAACAGGGUCACCUUGUGAGAAAUUUUUUUUCUUAUUCAUAUAAGAAACAUGUUCUAAAAUUUUGUGUAGCUUUUAUUUUAUGGUUCACACUCAAAUCUUUAUAAGUUUUCUCUAUCUUUGCUGAUGACUUUUGUUAGA